Oncorhynchus tshawytscha (Chinook salmon) is the source of this 2869-nucleotide messenger RNA. Its product is annotated as solute carrier family 25 member 36-A. The coding region runs from base 411 to 1346 and encodes 311 amino acids. Gene Ontology annotation, cellular component: mitochondrion. Gene Ontology annotation, molecular function: pyrimidine nucleotide transmembrane transporter activity. The transcript is spliced from 7 exons. The record is from RefSeq and is a predicted model, not a curated record. Gene Ontology annotation, biological process: pyrimidine nucleotide import into mitochondrion. NCBI's taxonomy places the organism in Eukaryota, Metazoa, Chordata, Actinopteri, Salmoniformes, Salmonidae.
UAAACAUUCUGACCUGUCGCUGUAGCAUUCUGUGAGGCAAGGGGUGAAGGCGAGCAAUGUAAGAGUCAGGCUGAAGGUGUGUCGGGGUAUAAGUAUAUCACACCGAAUUGGAUUCAUUCACUAGAAAAAUACAUUCACCAUGGCAAAAUAAUAUCCCUGUUAACACGGAAGAGACGCAAAGUCACUAUCGUGACCGCGAAGUUUUCAGUCAGGGGAAGGCAACGGUUAGCCUGGGAAGCUAGCAACUGUAGCUAACGCGUUACAUAUACUCGCUUUUGCUAGCAACUGACCUCCACAACACGGCGCAUUGGUCUAGUGAUCAAUAAGUUACCCAUUCCUUGUCGUCAGCCCCCCUUGUCUCCUAACCCAAAGUGGUGCCCUGCGUCCGGGUCCUGGGAAUAUGAGACAGAAUGAGUCGGAGAGAUACCCUAGUUCAUCUGUUUGCUGGAGGGUGUGGGGGAACGGUAGGAGCCAUCCUGACCUGUCCCCUGGAGGUGGUGAAGACCAGACUACAGUCAUCCCACAUCACACUCUACGUGUCUGGGGUGCAGCUCAGUACCGUCAAUGGGCCCAGCGUAGCACGCAUGUCCCCUCCAGGACCCCUGCACUGCCUCAAGUUGAUUCUUGAGAAAGAAGGAGCCCGCUCUCUUUUCAGGGGCCUGGGGCCUAAUCUAGUGGGUGUGGCCCCCUCCAGAGCCAUCUAUUUUGCUGCGUACUCCAGUGCCAAAGAGAGACUGAAUGGAGUGUUUCAGCCGGACUCCACACAGGUCCACAUGGUAUCUGCUGGCUUGGCAGGGUUCACAGCCAUCACAGCUACCAACCCUAUCUGGCUCAUCAAGACUCGCAUGCAGCUGGACUCCAGGAACCGCGGGGAGAAGCCCAUGAAUGCGUUUGAGUGUUUGCGGCGGGUGUACCAGACAGAAGGCCUGCGAGGGUUCUACCGGGGAAUGUCAGCGUCCUACGCUGGAAUCUCAGAAACUGUGAUCCACUUUGUCAUCUACGAGAGCAUCAAGCGGCGUAUCCUGGAGGCAAAGGCAGCGCAGCACAUGGACGAGGAGGAGGAGGCGUCCAAGGACGCCUCGGACUUUGUGGGGAUGAUGCUCGCCGCCGCCACCUCCAAGACCUGUGCUACGUCCAUCGCUUACCCCCAUGAAGUGAUCCGGACCCGGCUACGGGAGGAAGGCACCAAGUACCGUUCCUUCUUCCAGACUCUGACCACGGUUCCCAAGGAAGAGGGCUACCGGGCGCUGUACCGCGGCCUCACCACCCACCUUGUGCGCCAGAUCCCUAACACCGCCAUCAUGAUGUGUACCUACGAGCUAGUGGUCUACAUGCUGAAUGGUUAACCUCUGACCCUUGACCCAAGAUGAAAUCCCAGAGAGAGAUGGGCCGACGUGGACGGAUGGCAUAAAGAGACCCCAGAGAAAUUAAACAGGAGAGGGACCAGGGACUGUCAUCUCUCCCACCUCCAGUCCCUCCAUCCUGUCUUUCUAAAACUAAAGCAAAUUGUCCCAAAAGCACCUGUUUUUUGGGAUGGGGAGUUGGGUUAUUUUCAGGGGUGCACGACACAGGAAGAGGGGUUGGUAGACAGGAAAUCAAUGUUUGUUUUGGGGAUAUGGUUCAAAGUUGUUUAAAAAGAAGCUGUCUCAUUGAAAAUGAGUCCUUAGGAGCCCUUUCUCUCGUUUUCUUGCUCUCUCUUGUCUCCUAAAUAAGCGCAUAGCUUACUGGAGCAGGUACAUUGGGGAGAGCACUCAAGCUAGUUUAGAGUCUAACAAUGCUAAUAAUUUCUCUGGUUUGUGUGUCAAGGGGGCAAUUGGUAGUCUUGAGGCUUGUUGAGUGCAGGGAGGUCUUGAGGUGAGGAUAGUGUUGGAGUGAGGUGGAUAGGGGAUGUGCCUUGCAUGACGACUUCAACUGACCUGCACAGAUGCAUAAUAAUGAUAUGUGGGGAAGCAGAGUUCAGACCAGCCCUGGUUUCUGGAUCUCAGUAGACCACAGUUGGACCGCAGGCAUUCAGAACCACACACAGUGCUGGUCAGGUCCACUUUGUACUCAGGACGAAGCCUGGUCCUCUCCACCCCAGUUGGACCGUAGGCAUUCAGAACCACACACAGUGCUGGUUGGGUCCACUUUGUACUCAGGACGAAGCCUGGUCCUCUCCACCCCAUUUGGUCAACAUGCACAGGGGCUAGUCCACUCUGACAGGCCUAACCUAACCUAGGAGACUGGCUUGCCCUGACUGACAUCCUGACUAACACUAGACAUUGAUACUGGAAGAAACAUGCAGAAGUCUUUACUGUACGGCCUGGUCAGUGUGGACAGCACUUUGGGCUCUUUCUCUGUGUGCAUUCUGUAAAGUGAGUUGGGUGACCAUAAGAACCUCUGACCCACUCCCUCAGCACCCAGACUGACCAGAAUCAUCCGCCCUUUUUAACUACUUGAAUGUUAACCAACUCAAGGAAUAACAAACUAAAGACGAUGUGAGCAUUGUCUCGCGUCAGAAGCCAUCGCGCUAUCUAAAGUGAGACUCUGCUAUGAUAGUGAAACAACCACCAACCUUGUGAUUAUACUAAGAACGAAAAAAUAUUAACAGAAAAUCAAUAACUUAACAAGACAAUUUUAUACACUGAACAAAAAUAUAAACUCUGCAAUUUCACUGAGUUUACAGUUCGUAUAAGGAAAUCAGUCAAUUUAAAUAAAUAAAUUAGGCCCUAAAUCUAUGGAUUCCACAUGACUGGGCAGAGGGCGCAGCCAAUCCGAAUUAGUUUUUCUCCACAAAAGGGCAUUAUUACAGACAGAAAUACCCCUCCGUUUCAUCAGCUGUAUGGGUGGCUGGUCUCAGGCGAUCCCGCAGGUGAAGAAGCCAGAUGUG